AUGACGUCACGCUCGCCGCGUGCGACUGCGGGAGGGGGGGGAGCAGUGUGCUGGUCCAGGGAUGGACGAAGAGCGGGGGACCCGGGGCGAAGCUUUGGGCCGCACGCGGGGUUAGGGUGGAGCGAUGCCUCCGAGGGGGACUCUUCGCCCCCCCCGAGGAGCGGUGACGGGCCGUGGAUCGGCCGGCGUCUGAACGUGUCGGAGAAACUCCAGCUGCUGCACAACUCGUCUUUCUCGGAGACGGGGGCGGGGACGCAUGGCGGCGGGGCUGCUGCUGCGGCAGCGGCGGGGGGUGGGGGUGCGAAGAGGAGCGACGAGCUCCGCGUCGGCUGCUACGAUGAGUUGGGCGAUGAGGAUGGGCUCUGGCGACAUUUGGAGCACAAGCACGGAGAAGGAGGAAGGGGACUUCGUAGCGAUGGCGGCACCGCCUACCCAUCAAACGUGGGGCGAGGCCUGGGGCGGUAG
This is a messenger RNA of Ectocarpus siliculosus, 465 nucleotides long. NCBI's taxonomy places the organism in Eukaryota, Phaeophyceae, Ectocarpales, Ectocarpaceae. The record is from the annotation of a GenBank genome assembly.